This is a messenger RNA of Gadus morhua (Atlantic cod), 3892 nucleotides long. It is a transcript of the gene gng13b, whose product is annotated as guanine nucleotide binding protein (G protein), gamma 13b. The coding region runs from base 778 to 981 and encodes 67 amino acids. Gene Ontology annotation, biological process: sensory perception of taste; phospholipase C-activating G protein-coupled receptor signaling pathway. The transcript is spliced from 4 exons. Gene Ontology annotation, cellular component: heterotrimeric G-protein complex. The record is from RefSeq and is a predicted model, not a curated record. Gene Ontology annotation, molecular function: G-protein beta-subunit binding. Lineage: Eukaryota; Metazoa; Chordata; Actinopteri; Gadiformes; Gadidae.
GCAUACACGCAAUCACAUACACGGAGACAGACACACACACACACUCCUCGGGGAGAAAACACUGAGCGCACAUACACUGUACAGUUCUCAAAAAAUAGUAACGCACGCACGCAUACACGCAAUCACACACGCACAGAGAGACACACAAACACACACACACACACACACACACACACACACACACACGCACACGCACACGCACACGCACACACACAGACUCAUCGACGCAGCAAUAGGAUCCCACCGGCACGGAAGCGCAGCGAGCGCAAUACACACUACACACACAGAGACGGGGAGUUAACGGCGGUGCGCAACCAUCCCGGCCGCUAAGUUGGUUAUUUUUUUUCUCCACCAGCACGGAGUGAAACAGCCCAACACAACGAGAAGACAUACACAGCCACUAGUCUUGUCGUCAUCGCCUGUUUCCUCCAGAGACUGCGGAUUUUAUCCACUCUUUUCCGUUUUUUGAACAUUACUCUUUGAGGGGCACAGUCGGGCGCUCAACCUUAAACAAGUGUCCGACAUCUGGUGAUCUGCGGGCUUUUAAGAGGAGACACGCCGUCUGUGUGUCGGUCAAUUUUAUUGAAGGUGUCAGUCCCAUUUUGAAUCGCCGGGCCACUCGUCUUGGACUGAGCAGCAGCCGCCACCACCAGCACUAGAACAUCACCAGUAAGUUUUGCUGGUCUCUACCUCCUCUAUAGCGCGGAGCCCAGAGCUCUGUCUGUCGUCUCGCCUCAGAAAACGGUAUAAGCUAUAGCUCUACAUUGACCUGCAGCCAUGGAUGAGUUGGAUGUUCCUCAGAUGAAGAAAGAGGUGGAGAGCCUCAAGUAUCAGCUGGCCUUCAAGAGAGAGAAGUCCUCCAAAACUGUCACAGACCUGGUGAAGUGGAUUGAGGACGGUGUGCCUGAGGACCCCUUCCUUAACCCCGAGCUCAUGAAGAGCAACCCCUGGGUGGAGAAGGGGAAGUGCAUCCUGCUCUAGCCCCGCCUCCGCCGCGCCUUCCUGACGUCCCGUCCAUAUGACCUUCUGACCUACAAACCCUGAUUGGCUCAGCAAUCGCCCCAGUCCACCUCCCCAUGACACACACAAACACACCCACACACACACACACACACACACACACACACACACACACACACACACACACACACACGCACACACACACACACACACACACACACACACACACACGCACACACAAACACAACUACAACAAUGUCAGCCAAAGCUCUGUCCUCUCACCCUCAACUCACCCUAAUUUGUCACCAUGACGAAAACAAGCAAGGACAUGGACAUACACACACACACACACACUCUCACAUGCUCACAUGCUCACAUGCUUUGGAUGUACCUCCUCCGCCCCACACACUCACUGCAAGAAUCGUCAACACGGCGACAACGAUGUCACUGAUUGCUGCAAUGCACAACACCACAAGGAUCAGGGGCUCCUCCUGCUCCUCCUACUCCCCUUCUCACCAUGUUUCUAUAUUGAUACGUAUUUAUGCGGCUGCCAAUCACCCAUGCUUUUUUCUUCCUCUCUUAGCCUCCUCUCCGUUGUUUUUGUUCCACUAUUAACUAAUCUGCUCCUCUUUAAUCAAAGCUUCGUGUGCGAUCGAUGCAUUCUUGACUUUGGUGGGUCGUGGUUCUUAGAAAACCACAGUGUCAGGUGCGCUCACGGCCAGAUCAGAUCCGAAGUUAGGUCAUUUGAUUGAUGGCAAGGCUCACGGCGAUUGUUCAUUUUGAACGUUGGUCGGCUUGAAACAUUAAAGUUCUGCUAAGGUGCUUGCACACUGCUCCUACAAAAAUCGACAUCGGGCCAGUGUGCCUUACCGGUUGGCUGGUUGUCAGCUGUUGUCGGGGGACGUUUUUUGUUGGCGAACAUGUCAAAUCGGUUUUGGCCAACUUUGGGUGUUGGUGCUUGUUAGGCCAGUGUUUGCAAGCAGCUUAACUCACCUGAGUUACGCACCUGGUGCUUUAGUAAUACAAAUUGAAUGGAAACUGGCCCGCUAUCAUCGCCCUGAGCCCCAGCCACACACACGGACCGAUCUGUGCUGCGGGUGAGUUGCGUUUGCAUGCCUGUUGCUAGGGCAGACGGAUAUAUUAAGCUGCGUUUGUGUUGUUAGGGGAGAAUAUAACUGCUUCAUUUUUGGAGAAGUUUCCCGUAGCAACCACUAAGGACAACACACACACAUCCAUGCUUACACACACACUCACACACAAACACAAAUGCAUACACACAAGCCUAAGCACACCACUGCAUAGUCCAACGUGCACACAUGCACAACUUCUACACAUUCUCACUCCGAUUCUCCACACACGUGUACAGACAGGCCCCUUUAAAUUCAUGUUAUUUAUUCAACAACCAUUGUGGGGAUUAUUUAAUGAUUUUAUUUAUUGAGGACUCACGGUGCUGCCCUGACGCUCUUGGUAGCCAUCUUGUAUUUUAUGAUAUUUAGGCUUUUUCCUUUUUCUUCUCCCUCUGGCACUUCCUCUUUAUCCUGCCUUCCAUGAUAGUUUGAAGAAUGAAUGUCCCUGUAGUCAUAGUAAUACCAAUACUAUUAAUAAAUAUAUUAUUAAAAACACGUUAUUAAAAUGAACGUCGCCAUCUACGACUGCCUUGUACACGAUUUCCUUAAAAACCAGAAUGUAAAACAGCAUGGGUUCCACCUUCAGCAUUGACCUCAGAGAUGUCUCCGGAGUGCACCGUUGCGUGCACGCGCAUUGUUGUGGGUCUGUCUUUAUGUGUGUGUGUAUGUGUGUGUGUGUGUGGUAGUGUGGUAGCAGCGUACUGCUGUGUAUCUUUUUUUGUGUAUGUUUAUGAAAACGUGGGUGUUGGUAUGAUCUUGCCGUUGAAAAUACACAAAGACACACAUUUGCACAUGCACACACACACACACACACACACACACACACACACACACACACACACACACACACACACACACACACACACACACACACACACACACACACACACACACACACACACACACACACACAAAUGCAUAUGCAGAUAUGCACACAUGCAGCCAGUUCUCUGAAGUCCUACCUGAUUACCAAUGUGCACUACAGUCUGGUUGGAAGAUGUGUCAGGAUAGGUGAAAGAUGCAGAUGCUGCUGACAGACCAGGGACAAUUGUGUGGGCUCCACAACAAAAUGAAAAAUUGUGGACAUUUAAUGUCAGCAGAUAUUUUAGCGGGGGAAAGGCCCUGAUGUAGUUUUAAUUAUACUGGGUCCUAAAAGUAGAUUAAUUGAUUAAGAGCCAUCCCCAUGUACACAUGCAAUACACAAAUAUACACACACACACUAGCGUUCACACACACACACACACACACACACACACACACACACACACACACACACACACACAUACACACCCACACACAGGCAUAGCUAGUUACUGUUUCCAUCCAUGGAAAACCAAUGGAAAUAUCUUACAGUGUGUGUGUGUGUGUGUGUGUGUGUGUGUGUGUGUGUGUGUGUGUGUGUGUGUGUGUGUGUGUGUGUGUGUGUGUGUGUGUGUGUGUGUGUGUGUGUGUGUGUGUGUGUGUGUGUGUGUGUCUGUAGUUCCCUGGAGCAGCCUGUCCCUGGUUAUGUCCUCUACUUCCUGUAUGGCUAAUGUAUCUCUACUUGUUGGGUCUGUUUUUAGAUAACCAGUAUACAUGUGUAUGUUCUUACUAUGACUACAAGCUAAAAGUAAAACCUUGUCUUAUUAAUAUCUAGCCAUGGCCGACCUUGUGCGGGCGCUUCGGGAGAAUAUUAUGCAUCAGAUCAACUCCUAGAAGACGACGACAAGCAAUAAAAGUGAAGAUAAUUUUUUAUUGAAUGUUUUACAAAUAAAAAUGAAACGUUUAUCAAAUUCAAUAAACUAGAGGAUUUUUAGACAACCCUA